UCAAGUUUUAGAGUUAUCUUCUUUUUUGUAAUUAUUAAUCCUUUCACAAAUACCUGGGGGCAAACUGCUGCCAGGCCAAAGGUUUCUCCUUAGCAACAAGUGGUGCCUAAGGAAGCACAGCUGGCGAUGGGAGUCUCCUCCCUCCAGCUCUUCCACCAGCAGCCAGAGAGAAAAAGUCUCUCUGAGCGCUGAUGUGCCUUUCAGAGGGCACGGGGAGUCUCCCCAAAAAGCAGAACCACCAAUAAAACCUCCCUGGAGGAUUUCUGCUUACUCCCCACAGAGCAUAGCUGCCAACCAUCGGUACCUCCCUGCUGCUACCCACCUCCUCCCUGCUCACUACACCCUCAGCACCCAGUCCUGUAUGCAGGGAACCACCUCUCCCACUCUCUUCUGAGCUUCCUCUGGCCCUCUGCCAGGACUCCCAGCACACCCCUGCCGUACCUUCACCUGCAGCCAGCGGUGCCCAGCUGCACGCAGGGGUUCCACGCAACACACGGGUCCAGACGGGCAGACGGCACCAAGCCUCCAUCCUCUGCCACUGCUGCAGACAGCUCCUCUCAGACCACAUGGCCACUACUGGAAAAGUUAUCCGAUGCAGAGCUGCAGUUGCCUGGGCAGCGGGCAAAUCACUCUCUGUUGAGGAGAUAGAGGUUGCACCUCCAAAGGCACAUGAAGUGCGAGUCAAGAUUGUGGCUACAGGGAUCUGUCGCACAGAUGACCACGUUCUUGAAGGUACAUUUCCUGAUCUAGAAUUCCCAGUCAUCCUCGGCCAUGAAGGAGCUGGGAUUGUGGAGAGCAUUGGAGAAGGAGUGACCUCUGUGAAACCAGGAGACAAAGUCAUCCUCCUUCCACUUCCUCAGUGUGGAGAAUGCAGCUUCUGCUUGAAUCCUGACUCCAACUACUGCCUGAAAACACACACCUUUGCAGAAUACACUGUUCUGCCCGACUACACCCUGGCCAAGAUAGAUGCUGCUGCACCUCUGGACAAAGUCUGCUUGCUUGCCUGUGGUUUUCCCACUGGCUAUGGGGCUGCCAUCAACGUUGCCAAGGUAAAACCAGGCUCCACCUGUGCUGUCUUUGGCCUCGGAGGAGUUGGCCUCUCUGUUGUCAUGGGCUGCAAGGCAGCUGGAGCGUCCCGCAUCAUUGCCAUUGAUAUCAACGAGGACAAGUUUGCCAGGGCCAAGGAGCUGGGAGCCACCGAGUGCAUCAACCCUAAAGACUUCAAGAAGCCUAUCCAGCAGGUGCUCACCGAGAUGACUGGUCACGGCGUGGACUGCUCCUUUGAGGCUGCUGGAACUGCAGAUACCCUGAUUGCCGCCCUGGCCUCUUGCAAUGUGAACACCGGGCUCUGUGUGACGAUUGGUGAACUACCUGCUGGUUCAAUAGUUCCCAUUGAUCCAUUCCUUCUACUAAGUGGGCGCACCUGUAAAGGGACUCUGCUUGGAGGCUGGAAAAUGAGAGACUCUAUCCCCAAAUUAGUUGCCAGCUAUUUGGAGAAGAAAUUUAACUCCGACUUGCUGAUCACACACACGCUGCCAUUUGCUGAAAUCAACGAGGGAUUUGAAUUGCUACGUGCAGGCAAAAGCAUUCGCAGCGUGCUGCUCUUCUGAAGGAUGUGAUCAGGACAGCACGAGAGCAGCACACAGCCCAGCAGAUGCCCUCCUGUGCGGGCCCUUCCCUCCCACAUUGCCCUUCAUGGACUGUAAAGACAGAAGCACAAGGAACCUGUCAGCUGUGCUGCUGCUGCCAGCGCUCCUGAGCCCAUCCUCUCCUGAGAAAACAGUUAUAUAAAUAAAGGCUCUCUUACAAACUC
Molecule: messenger RNA, 1813 nt
Organism: Lagopus muta (rock ptarmigan)
Lineage: Eukaryota; Metazoa; Chordata; Aves; Galliformes; Phasianidae
Product: alcohol dehydrogenase 1-like
Exons: 9
Coding region: 567-1610 (347 amino acids)
Biological process (GO): retinol metabolic process; retinoic acid metabolic process
Cellular component (GO): cytosol
Molecular function (GO): all-trans-retinol dehydrogenase (NAD+) activity; zinc ion binding
Source: RefSeq, a predicted model, not a curated record